AACAGGAUAAUGGGUGUCACUGGGAACAAGAUUGUAUUUAUUGAAGAUGCGGACAACAGCGAUUCCGUUCUAGAGCAUCACGGCAUCGACAAAUCCACUGUACGACAUCUCAAAAACGGGCAGUUCUUUACCCCAGGAUUUAUAGACACCCACACGCAUGCGCCACAGUAUGCCAUGCUCGGUACAGCGUUGGACAAAGAGCUUUGUGAUUGGUUGUCCUGGUACACAUUUCCGACAGAGGCGAAGUUUGCUGAUCCAGAGUUUGCUGCACACAUCUACAACAAAGCCGUGGGACGACUCCUAAAUAACGGGACGACAACAGUCAGUUACUUUGGGACAACUCACCUGAAAGCCUGUCAGAUUCUGUGUGACAUUAUCGAAUCCAAAGGUCAAAGAGCGUAUGUAGGAAAGGUAAACAUGGACACGAACUGUCCCGAGUACUACCGAGAGUUGACGGAAAAUUCUGUAGAGGACACGAAAAGAUUCAUCGACAGCGUUCUGGAUAGGAAGAACCCGUUAUUAACGCCAGUGAUCACACCACGAUUUGCCGGGACCUGCUCGAGAGAACUCUUACAAAAACUCGGCCAGCUGGCUCAAGAAACGCAGCUUCCUAUACAGACUCACAUAAGCGAGUGCACCACGGAAUGUGCCUGGGUCAAAGAUCUGUUUCCAGAGACACAAAACUACGCAGACGUGUAUGACAAACACAACCUGUUAACCCCAAAGACAAUUCUGGCACAUGGUGUUUAUCUCACAGAGGCCGAACUUAACCUCAUCAAAAAGCGGAAAUGUGCUCUUUCGCAUUGCGCAAACUCAAACGCGUCGAUACGAAGCGGAAUCCUUGACGUCCGGGAGCUAUUGAACAGAGGAAUUAAAGUCGGCCUUGGAACAGACAUGUCCGCAGGUUACAGCCCGUCCGUCCUCGACGCCAUGAGGUCUUCACUUUUGGUGUCUAAUGUCCUGACGGUCCGUCAGCCCCAGGGCUACCAGUGGCUUCCCUACAAAGAGGCCUUUAAACUCUCAACACUGGGGGGUGCUACAGCCAUGGGCCUAGAUGACGUAAUUGGAAACUUCCAAGUGGGAAAAGACUUUGACGCCUUGCUGAUAGACUGUGACGUCACACACAGUCCAUUUGACACUUAUCCCUGGGACACCAUGGAGGACCUCGUACAAAAGUUCAUAUACCAAGGGGAUGACAGAAAUAUAACGGAAGUGUACGUGUCAGGUAGGCGAGUGAAAUGAGGGAAGAUAGGUUUCAACUGAUGAAUUGCGACACGGACAAUGUGUUAGGUACAUAUUAAAACAACUGUUAGGAAACUCAUGUUCCCAUGCGAAAUACCCCCCAGAUAUAUUUGCAAUUUUCAGGUGCAACAAUCACCCUCGGGUUAUUUGGGAGAAAAUUUAUUUAUCUGACUGUUCUUCACCCCAAACUCAAGAAUUCUUCACCUAUAUACGACGGCGGUCAGUAAACCACCGAUAUGUAGAUACUGUGACGCAUGGAUUUGCAAAUCCUAUUGGGGGAAGACCAGUGGUCUCCAACGAACGUUUGUAAUAGACUGUGCAGACGUCCACAUGAACAUCUUCGACCGUUUUUUGUCACCAGUUAAGCGCUUUUGUAUCUGGACGUCCUGUACACA
Liolophura sinensis is the source of this 1637-nucleotide messenger RNA. Its product is annotated as guanine deaminase-like. The transcript has 13 exons. Gene Ontology annotation, molecular function: guanine deaminase activity; zinc ion binding. Gene Ontology annotation, cellular component: cytosol. The coding region runs from base 10 to 1242 and encodes 410 amino acids. Gene Ontology annotation, biological process: guanine catabolic process. The record is from RefSeq and is a predicted model, not a curated record. NCBI's taxonomy places the organism in Eukaryota, Metazoa, Mollusca, Polyplacophora, Chitonida, Chitonidae.